GAAAGUACAAGAAGAAAGCCUUGGUACAUGAGGAGAAACAGCAGAAGGCAGAGAGUGACUGUGUGAGCGUCUUCGUCUUCUCUCAAUCUCCAACCCCAAAAUUCCCAGAAAAGUUGCGUUCUUUGCGUCCAAUUGGCGGCAUCCGUUCACGUUCUCCGGCCAGUUCGCGAAGCCGAGAAGAGAUGCAAGGCGGCGCUAGGGUGCUUUCUCAGUUUUUGUGUGAUUUGCGGAAUCAAUGGCGUGCGUGUACGUACCGGUGCAGAACUCGGAGGAGGAGGUGCGGGUGGUUCUGGAUCAGCUCCCUAAGGAAGCUAAUGAUAUCAUCGACAUCCUCAAGGCGGAGCAAGCCUCUCUCGAUCUCUGGCUCAUUAUCGCGAGAAAGUAUUUCGAACACGGAAAGCUCGAGCAGUUCCGCCAGAUUUUGUAUUAUUACCUGUCUUACAGGUCAGCUUUUACUGGCUUAAGUCUUUUGAUUAUGGGUGCAAAACUUUUGUUGGGUGUCCACCAUGUGAUGUACUUGGCUAUCCAGGAAUCCAUGAUCGAUUAUGGUGCUCUGGCUAGCAAAAUAUUUAAGAGGAAAAUUGGCAAAGAUUCAUUGGAGCUCUACAAGAGGGCCAUGCAAGUACAUCCUGAUUGUCCUGCGGCUGCAAGGCUUGGCAUAGGUCUCUGUUGUUACAAAAUGGGUCAAUUUGAUAAAGCUCGGCAGUCUAACAUUCAGGCUAUAUUAUACUUAAUAGCUGCUGGAAUAAGGAAAGGAAUGGAGAAAAUGCAGACAGCUUUUGAGAUAUACCCUUAUUGUGCAAUGGCCUCGAAUUAUUUGGCAAACCAUUUUUUCUACACUGGUCAGCACUUUGUGAUUGAGCAACUAACUGAAACUGCAUUGGCUGUGACCAACCAUGGACCGACAAAGUCACAUUCCUACUACAAUUUGGCACGAUCUUACCAUAGCAAGGGUGACUAUGAGAAGGCUGGAGUUUACUACAUGGCAUCCGUCAAGGAGAUCAGUAAACCCCAUGAGUUCGUAUUUCCUUAUUAUGGUUUGGGACAAGUACAACUGAAGAUGGGAUAUCUUAGAAGUUCACUGUCGAACUUUGAAAAGGUUUUGGAGGUUUACCCUGAUAAUAGUGACACAUUGAAGGUCCUUGGGCACAUAUAUGUUCAGCUUGGGCAGACUGAGAAGGCCUUGGAAUUUAUGAGGAAGGCCACAAAAGUUGACCCAGAUGAUUCCCAGGCCCUUCUUGAUCUGGGGGAGCUGUUGAUUUCAUUUGAUGCUGGAGCUGCUCUGGAUUGCCUAAAAACUAUGAAUGAGCAGGAUGAUGAAGAGAAUGUUCAAGAUCCUCUUGCAGCGGUUGGGCUGGAAGAUUCUGACGCUGACAAGGAGGCUGCACAAUCCACAGAUCGACGAAGGCGGGCAUUUUCAGAAUCUGGUGAUGAUGAGCAACAACCGGAGUCCAGUCCUGUCAGAGAAAAUUCUGCAGAGUUACAGAGUGAUGGAGAAGGAAGAGAAGGUGGCGGUGAUAAGCAGAAUGGGGACGCCGAUCUUGACGAUGAGGAUUAAGAUCCCUUCAUUAUGUUGAGCUCUACAAGAUCAGCGGUAAAUAUGUCUUACAAUUUUGAACAAAUAAUAAUCUUUAAAUUAAGGCAUGAACUUUCUUAGUUAGACA
Molecule: messenger RNA, 1664 nt
Organism: Pyrus x bretschneideri (Chinese white pear)
Lineage: Eukaryota; Viridiplantae; Streptophyta; Magnoliopsida; Rosales; Rosaceae
Product: protein CTR9 homolog
Exons: 12
Coding region: 236-1558 (440 amino acids)
Biological process (GO): regulation of DNA-templated transcription
Cellular component (GO): Cdc73/Paf1 complex
Molecular function (GO): RNA polymerase II complex binding
Source: RefSeq, a predicted model, not a curated record